UCGUAUUCAAGUUCAAAAUAUUGCCUUUCAAAAGAGCGUUGAGGUUAGAUAUACGUUUGAUUUUUGGCAAACCGUGUCGGAAGUAUCAGCCAAUUACGCUGAAGGUGUCCCGGAUAAAGAUAGCAGAAAUAGUUUUGAUCUGUUCAUCUUUGCGAUAGAAUUAAUUGAUAAUUCAAGGAAUCAAAUUGAUGGUAAAACCAUGUAUUUCGCAGUCCGGUAUAAAGUUAAUGGUCGGGAUUACUGGGAUAAUAAUAACGGAUCAAAUUAUCAAGUAAACUUUAAAAGAUUGGGAACCUCAUCGUCACAAUCAUCAUCUAACAACAACAAGUACAAAAAUUCGAAUUCAACAACCUCUUCUACUUCUAAAUGGUCAACAACUUCAACGAAUAAUCGAGCGAGGAAUUUUGAAGCAGAUUCACCUCCUGUUCGUUCACCACCUAUUAUAAAUUCAUCAUCUACUUUGAUAAAUAUGAAUAAAUAUAGCCGUUAUGACUUUAGUCUUUCGUUGAUAACAGCUCAAGGUACUCCAAGUAUCAACCCACCAUCGUCCACUAUAAAGGCCAGACCAAUCAACACCAAUCAUACUUUUCAACAAUCUUAUUUCUAUAAGAAAGAAAAGAAUCCAUGGGAAAAUUCACCAAAUGGAAUUGGAUUUGAAUCAAAGAACAGAACUUCAACUCCAAUCGCUAUACCUUCAGCAAGACCUGCAAUCGGAUCAAGUUCUUAUUGUGAACUUGUAAAACAAUAUUGUUUCUACAAUGGAUCACCCCCA
Messenger RNA from Racocetra fulgida, 772 nucleotides. Lineage: Eukaryota; Fungi; Glomeromycota; Glomeromycetes; Diversisporales; Gigasporaceae. The record is from the annotation of a GenBank genome assembly.